AUGAAUAGAAAAUUAAAAUUGAGUCGUAUUGGUGUUGGAGGAGCUAGUGGCAGUGGUAGUGUUGAUGGUAAUAAUAAUAAUGGUCUUGGAAAUAGAAAAGAUCUGGCUUGGAAACAUGGUUUUGAAGUUGAUACUUCAGGUGGAAAUGCUGAAAAUAAGAAAAAUUAUAUUUACAUUAAGUGUAAAUACUGCAGGAAGCUUAUUACGGGUGGUGUUGCAAGGUUGAAACAACACCUUGCUCACACUAGAAAAGGUGUUGCACCAUGUAAGGAGGUUCCCAAAGAAGUUAAGAAUGAAUUUGUGGAGCUCUUGAAACAAAAAAUAUUAGAAAAGUGUGUGGCUCAAAUGAUAUUCGAAGAGAUGGUUGAGUCGGGAUCUUAUUACACUAAGACUUGUGCUCCCAUGUCUGCUACAGGUGUAAUAGGACCAAUUAAUAGGUUUAUGGGUGAUGGUAGUGAUAGGACAACCGCUGAACAAAUCCAUAUAACUCCCGAAAAUGAGAAAGAAAUGCGUGAUAAUGUUUGCAUGGACAUUGGGAGGUGUUUCUUUGAGAAUGCUUUGCCUUUUCAUUUGGACUUGAAUAUUGAAGGAGGAGAUACUGACACUAUAAUUGAGGAUAUUAAAAAGACAUGCCCAUCAAUGGGACUUUCAAUAAUGUCUGAUGGAUGGUCCGACGGUAGAACUCGAAGCAUACUUAUCUUGAUCAACAAUCCUAAGGGCACUGUGUUUUUAAAAAGUAUUGAUGCCUCCUCAUUUAGUAAAAAUGCAGAAAAGUUGUUUAAAAUGUUGGAUGACGUUAUUGAAGAAAUUGGAGAGCAUCUUGUUGUUCAAGUGGUUACUGAUAAUGCUAGUGCCUACAAAGCAGUGAGGCAACCUUUGGAGGCUAUGUUUACUUCUAAAGAGUGGAUAGAGUGUCCUUGGGCGGCUAAACCAAAUGGAAAAGAAGCAAGAAAAACAGUUUUAAAAGACAAGAACUUUUGGCCAAGUUUAAUUUAUGCUAUUAGGUACACAAGCCCUUUAGUUGAAGUGCUAAGGCUAACAAUUUUGAAGGACAAGAACUUUUCGCCAAGUGUGAUUUAUGUUAUUAGGACCACAAGCCCUUUAGUUGAAGUGCUAAGGUUAGUUGAUGGUGAUAAGGAACUGGCUAUGGGAUUUCUCUAUAAUGCAAUGGAUAAGGCGAAGGAAAAGUUAGCAAAUAAUUUGGGUGGAGAAGAAAAAGAUUACAAUGAGAUAUGGGAAAAUCAUUGA
This is a messenger RNA of Cannabis sativa, 1248 nucleotides long. RefSeq lists its product as uncharacterized. Lineage: Eukaryota; Viridiplantae; Streptophyta; Magnoliopsida; Rosales; Cannabaceae. Bases 1 to 1248 code for a protein of 415 amino acids. Gene Ontology annotation, molecular function: DNA binding. The transcript has 3 exons. The record is from RefSeq and is a predicted model, not a curated record.